Etheostoma spectabile (orangethroat darter) is the source of this 2078-nucleotide messenger RNA. RefSeq names its product interferon stimulated exonuclease gene (gene isg20). Lineage: Eukaryota; Metazoa; Chordata; Actinopteri; Perciformes; Percidae. Bases 208 to 1260 code for a protein of 350 amino acids. Gene Ontology annotation, molecular function: 3'-5'-RNA exonuclease activity; nucleic acid binding. The transcript is spliced from 4 exons. The record is from RefSeq and is a predicted model, not a curated record. Gene Ontology annotation, cellular component: nucleus.
UUGACAGUUGAACGCUUUCUGUGAAACAACAAACGAAGAAGAGAAGGAGCCAAUCAGAUCAGCAAAGGACAUAUGUCCAGGCAUGUUCUGGUUCUGCCUGCUGCCCGACUGUGCACGUGCUAGCUACCUCAAAAGGUAAUACAGAAGUAAUGAAAUUUGUUCAAAUGCCUCAAAAGAAAAUGACUGCAAUGCCGGUUUCAUUUGUUGAUGAUGGCAGAGGCGUCAAAAAGGAAUAAAGCUGCCUCGUGGGGGCUUUUAAGCAACUACAGAUAUUUGUGCAAAAAAUCGAUGAUGCUUUGUGCCAUGGAGAACGCAAGAUCUAGGAAAAAAUGCCAGCAGAAGAUAAUCAUUGCCAACAUGAAAAGGAAAACGACCGAAAACCACAAUGAACCACUGGAUAAAAAUAAACUGGUCAAAAAAACAAAAUUUAACACUACUAACCAGGAAAGUCAAAUCAGUCUGGACUCUGAAAGGAAGAGCACUCAUGUAUCUGGACGUGAACACCUUGAGCCUAAAGCUUCUGAGCACCACAGUUUAGUCACAGCCCUCAAAGACAUUUGGGAGGUGGACAGUGGUUUCUCCUCUGAGACGAGUCCUCCGGUCAGUGGCCGCAGCUCGCCGUGCCUCAGCUUGUGCUCGAUCACAGUGGUGGCGUUGGACUGUGAGAUGGUUGGGACGGGGCCCGGCGGGCGCUGCAGUGAGCUGGCCCGCUGCAGCAUACUGGACUAUCAUGGCAACGUAUUGUAUGAUAAAUAUGUCCGACCAUGUCAGCCCGUCACAGACUACAGGACUCGCUGGAGUGGCAUCCGGAGGCAUCACUUGCACAACGCCAUGCCCUUUGCUCAGGCCAGGGAGGAGAUCCUCAGUAUACUUAAGGGCAAAGUGGUCGUCGGCCACUCCAUCUACAAUGACUUCGAGGUGUUGGACAUUGCCCAUCCAGGUCACAUGGUCAGGGACACCUGCACGACGCGUUACCUCAGCCGGUUGGCCGGUUUUUGUCGGGAACGCUGCCCCUCCCUAAAAAUUUUGGCCAGGAAGCUACUGAACAGGAGUAUUCAGGUGGGGAGGAGGGGUCACUGCUCGGUGGAGGACGCUCUGGCCGCCCUUGACCUCUACAAGCUGGUGGAGGGCGAGUGGGAGCAGGAGCUGCAGAACAAACUGAGGGGAGACGACGCUUCACAGGAGCCCAGCUUCGCCUCCUCAAACCACUACAUGCAGGAUGAGUACUGGCCAGAUGAUGUCAUAGCUGAAAGCCAAUGAGAGAAGGGUAUUAAUGAUGUGUGGGAAAUACCUAGACAGAUUUACAUUACAUGGGGAUGUACAGUCAUCAGAGCAGAUUCAGAUAACUAUAAAUAAUGUGAAUGUUAAACUGUUGAUGGCAAAUCAAGUCUGGAUUUAAUUCUAAUUUCAAAAUGGGUCAUUUUUGGUUAGAAUAUGUAAAAGAUUAUCUGCAUUGUCUUACAUGAGAAGAUGUACUCUACGACUAUUUGGGGAAACUAUUUCAUAGCUUGAAAUGAAUGCUAACUUAUUACUUUUAAACAAAAUGAUUAGAGUUCCCAACAGCAUAUUUUUUGCUGUGAUGCCAGAUAUUUGCCUGCAGAGUUGUAAUGUUGAUCAAUGUUGAUCUUGAUCAUGUUUGUAGGGUGACAUAUGUUGGUGCUCUUAAAGUUUUAUAUUAACUUAUGAAAAUAGUUUGGAGUUCUGGAACAGUAUUUGCUCUUACUUGAAAGGUAAAAUUUAACUUAUUGGACAUGAAACUGAUCUUAGGCCACAGAUAUUGGUAUUUUGGAAAACUAUUCAGUUUUUUAAAAUGUCCAUAUGAAAACAUAGAAAUGUGGCGGCUGAACGUACUCAAGUUACAGAUUUUAAAAUGUUUUUCACUGUAUAAAACGAAUAUAGUCAAAACAUUUUUAAAAAUUAGUUUAAACUGUAUGUUCAGGUUCAAACUAAUACUCCAUGUACUGUAUAUGUGGCCUUAAAGGUUUUAUAAUGUGACAAUUCUAAAUUUGUAAUAGUGUUAUCUUUACCUCUCAUAAGCUGCUCCUAAAUGUCCUAAUAAAUGACAUCCUAUUCAAAUG